Melanotaenia boesemani (Boeseman's rainbowfish) is the source of this 3710-nucleotide messenger RNA. RefSeq names its product wingless-type MMTV integration site family, member 10a (gene wnt10a). The record is from RefSeq and is a predicted model, not a curated record. Gene Ontology annotation, molecular function: cytokine activity; frizzled binding. Gene Ontology annotation, cellular component: extracellular region. Lineage: Eukaryota; Metazoa; Chordata; Actinopteri; Atheriniformes; Melanotaeniidae. Gene Ontology annotation, biological process: multicellular organism development; canonical Wnt signaling pathway; cell fate commitment. The transcript has 4 exons. The coding region runs from base 491 to 1732 and encodes 413 amino acids.
UUCAUUAGAGCGCCUUUAGAUUCAGCGUCUCUGUCAGAUGUUCCGUCAGCGCAGAAAGCUCGCAGGCGGAGAUACCGGCAUGUGUGCGGAUGUAUCUGAGAGGGGGAGCGCCGACUGUUUCUCAAACUUAUAGCAACCUCUGUCAGUCACUAAGUUGGGAGGUUGAAAAAACUUUUCUUUUCUUCUUUUGUUUUUUUAUGAAUGAGUAUCUCACUGCUGGUUGGCACAUCUGGAUUCAGGGCAGUAGGAGCUGUCAGGGCAGCCAACUUUUAGCAGGACCUCAGCACUUUUUAAAAUUUUAUUUGAAAUAUUUUUUUUAAUCAUAUUUUUUUCCGCCGCUGAAACAGAAGGGGGAUAUUGGAAUUAGAUUGAAUUAAACCCAUUUCCUAAUUUUUUACAACUUUUAAACUUUUAUUAUUGUCAUUUUACUUUUUUUUCCCUAUUAUUAUUAUUUUACUAUUAUUUAUAUAUUUGUUUACGAGGCACAAAGAUGGAUCACUCAGUCCUGAGAUUGACGUGCGUCUUGGUGGUUAUCUGUCUGCUGGAUAAAAGGGUGGACUCCAAUGAAAUCCUGGGCCUGAAGCUCCACAACAUCGAACCAAUCCUGAAUGCCAAUACAGUGUGUCUGACACUGCCAGGUUUGACAAGGCGCCAGCUGGAGGUGUGCAUGCGUAAUCCAGACGUGACGGCUUCAGCAAUUCAGGGAAUCCAGAUUGCCAUCCACGAGUGCCAGCACCAGUUUAGAGGGCACCGCUGGAACUGCUCCAGCCUGGAGACUAGAAACAAAAUACCCUACGACAGCAUAGUCUUUAAAAGAGGUUUUAGAGAGAGUGCCUUUGCGUAUGCCAUUGCAGCAGCAGGUGUUGUCCAUGCGGUGGCCAAUGCCUGCUCCAUGGGCAAACUGAAAGCAUGUGGCUGUGACGAGAAGCGCCGUGGGGACGAGGAGGCCUUUCGCAUCAAGCUGCACCGCUUGCAAUUAGAGGCCAUCCACAGAGGGAAGGGUAUGGUUCAUGGUGUCAUGGAGCACUUCCCAGCUGAUCUACCGGGGCCUCAGGACUCCUGGGAGUGGGGCGGCUGCAGCCCUGAUGUGGAAUUCGGUGAGAAGUUCUCACGGGACUUCCUGGAUGCCCGUGAGACCUACAAGGACAUCCAUGCUCGUAUGAGGUUGCACAACAAUAGAGUUGGGAGGCAGGUGGUGCUUGACCACAUGAGAAGGAAAUGCAAGUGCCAUGGGACAUCAGGAAGCUGCCAGCUGAAGACCUGCUGGCAGGUCACUCCAGAAUUCCGGGUGGUGGGCUCAAUCCUCAAAGAGCGCUUCCACAUUGCCACGCUUAUCAAGGCUCACAACCGGAACACCGGACAGCUGGACCACUCUCACAAUAACCAUCACAACCACCACAACCAUCACCACCAUCACCAUAAUCAGCACAACCACCACAGUCACCACCACCACACACAUCGGCGGCGGCCAAGCAUCAACGAAUUGGUCUAUUUUGAAAAGUCGCCAGAUUUUUGUGAGCGGGACUUGAGUUCAGACUCAGCAGGCACACAAGGCCGGAUCUGCAACAAGACCAGCCAUGGCAUGGACAAUUGUGAAAGUCUGUGCUGUGGGAGGGGCCACAACAUACUGCAGCAGACACGGAGCGAACGUUGCAACUGCAAGUUUCACUGGUGCUGCUAUGUGGUCUGUGAGGAGUGCAGGAUAACAGAGUGGGUCAGUGUCUGUAAAUGAAGAAACAUACUUUAGAAGACUUACUACAGAAAAGAAAGAAAAUGAGACAUUUUUUCUGUCCAGACCAUUACAUCAAAAGGGGAAAUGACUGUAAUAUAAAUGCCCCAGCAGUUUUGUUUUGUUUUGUUUUGUUUUUUUUUGUUGUUGUUUUUCUUUUUUUUUCUUUUUUUCUUUGCAGUGGACUGCUGUUUUUGCUUUGCAGAAAAAAUGCUCAAGGACAGAGCGUGAUGCAGUCGAGCUAGUGGAUAGAUGCAUGUGUAUGUUAGUAAAGAGUGUGCACAUGCAUGAUACGUAUGAACCUGCCACAACCCAGAGAGAUGGGACAUAUACUGUCUCCUCUUGAGCUUGAGGACCACAAAUAUAUUAAAGAAACAUUUCAGAUGAAAAACAUAUUGGUUAAAUAUGGCUGCAUUUCAAGUUGCCAAACAGGAACUUGAAAAAGCAGUAGACUGCAAGCAGAAAGAAAACAAAAUUGCUUCGUGGCUACAGCAGCAUAAGGUCUGCAUGACACCUGAGAAACUGAUUUAUUUUUAUGUCGUACUCUAAAAUUUCCUCAACUGUUAAUACCAUGACUUACAGUUAAGCACACUGUAAAUCCAGCCAUUUAUACAUUUCCUAUGUCUUCUAUUCACAUCAUAAAAAGACAAUAUACAGUAUUUAAGCACUUAUGGAUUUUUGCCUCAUUCAAAGGCAAUAAAAAUUCUUCAAUAUUUAUUUAGAGCAGUUGUCACGUUGCACAUAUAAUACAGCAGGUUCAGCUGACACAUUGUAGCUAUACCAGUCAAUGUUUCUGUGUUGAUCUUUAGAAAACAUUUUGAUAUGAGAAAAGAUCAUUUUGCAUAGUUUUGUCUAAAAUUAACCCUCAAAACAGAUUUAACUGCAAGGCUGUAUCUAACGGUUGAGAAACUGUAGCCUCUGUGUAACAAUUAAACCGUGACGACUGAACGGUCUAAGUUAAAGUCAUUCAAAAGACUGAUCUGAAGCUCUGAUUGAUGGGAUUGCUCACUACAACACUUCACAACUAAAGACAUUUCCUUUCCCCAAGUUGAGGUUGUGAAAUAAAGUUAACACUAAUUGGUUUUAAAUAGAGUAAGUACCACUACUAUACACCUUAACAUUCAUAUUGUGGACCCACUUGAAAAUCACUGGAAACCAUUAAGACAAAGGCCUGUGCUGUGGUUGUUAGUCUCACCAUAAAACAUAACACAGGUACAUUGUACUGAAUUAAGUUUUCCAAAACAUACCAUGUGUGGUCUGUGUGAUGUGAUACGUAAUGUAAGGGAACCAUCAGAGUGCACAGCAGACACUCACUUCGUCUUUGACAUGACAUGAAUGGCACUGUAAAUAAAAAUGAGUAAUGCUGCACAAAUGCCAUCAAUAACAUUUAACUGCCUCAGGAAACUGAGCGGACAUGAACAGGCUCUUGUUGCACACACUAUAAACAUCCUUAAGAGACAUCAAUCAAAGUGUUUCCUGUUUUGUGAUGCAAUGUGAUGUGUGCAACACUGUAAGCUUCUUGUUAAAUAUCUACACUCACCCUCUUCACACUUCUUCGAUGUGUACUACAGGGAUCUUAUGUUGUCAACUUCAGAGUAUAUAAAAAGAAUGUUGAUAUGGAUUUCUGCUUAUGUACAUUUAUAAGAUCAUAUUUGAUCUCAACAAACUUGUAUGUGUAAGGCUUCUUAUCAGAUGGUGUAAUUUAUUUCAAACAAUUUAUGUUUCUGUGUUGAAACCAGAGAAAAAAAGAAAGAAAAACUGGGAUUAUGUUUCUGUUGUUACAGGUUAUUUUGAUUCUGAUAAGUAGUUUGCACAUACUAAUUGUGUCCAAGAAAUCUCUGGGAAGAUAUCAGCAAUAUGCAUUUUUUUUUUGUAUGUGUUCCAUGUAAAGUUUGUAUGUAUUUGUAUGUUUAAUAUGGUUAUUAUCUAAGUUAUUUUAUUUUUGUGGAUAACUUAAUAUUUGUAAGACAAUAAAGACAGA